Messenger RNA from Punica granatum (pomegranate), 1446 nucleotides. The record is from RefSeq and is a predicted model, not a curated record. NCBI's taxonomy places the organism in Eukaryota, Viridiplantae, Streptophyta, Magnoliopsida, Myrtales, Lythraceae.
GAGGCUGAGAGGGGCAGCUGGGAAAGGUGUAGAGGGGAAGAGAAUGCCUCUCCAGGAGGCAGCCACUGAGACAGCGACGAAACAGAUCCAAACCCCACUAAUUCUCCCUUUCUCCUCCUCCUUAAACGACCGCUGCCACCGCCGCUGUCACCACGAUCACCACUAGUUCCUAGCUCCUUCCGACAAGAGGGGGUCGGGGCCGACGACUUUGGCAGUCUGCUACCUAAGGUGAUGCAAAGAUGCGCACCAUGUCAAGCUCCACCUCCAGCAAGGGCAUCGCUGCCAUUGUUGGGGUCGGCCCAAAGCUCGGCCGCUCCGUCGCCCGCAAAUUCGCUCACGAGGGCUACACUGUCGCCAUUCUCGCCCGUGACCUCGGAAGGCUUUCGAGGUUCGCCGAUGAGAUCGCGAGGGAGGAGAAGGCGCAGGUUUUUGCAAUUCGGAUAGAUUGCUCGGACUCGAGAAGCGUGAGGGAGGCGUUCGAGGGCGUGCUCUCGCUGGGGUUUGUGGAGGUGCUAGUCUACAAUGCAUACCAGCCCGUCUCUUGGCACCCGUCCAACUUCGCUGAUGUCCGGGUUGACUCCUUUGAGAAGUCCCUUGCCGUCUCCACUGUCGGCGCCUUCCACUGUGCCCAGCAGGUCCUGCCUGGCAUGGUGGAGAGAGGAAGAGGAACGAUUCUCUUCACAGGCUGCUCGGCUUCACUGAACGGCAUUGCCGGGUUCUCUGAAUUAUGCUGUGGGAAGUUUGCAUUGAGAGCUCUAUCGCAGUGUUUGGCAAGGGAAUUCCAGCCGAUGGGAGUGCACGUUGCACACGUUAUCAUUGAUGGAGUGGUUGGCCCACCGAGGGGGGCACUGACGAUGUCGUUGCAGAGAGCACCUUCCGUUGGGGAGCCACAACAGCAAAGCAUAGUUUCAGUAGACCAUGGGUCGGGGCCAAUGGACCCGGACUCGCUGGCACAGACCUACUGGCACUUGCACAUUCAGGACCGAACUGCCUGGACCCAAGAGAUUGACCUCCGCCCUAGUGGCCCCAGGCUCUUUUAAAAUUCAUUACCUGGUCCUAUCACCAAAAAUUAUCAGGUACUUUCAGCAGUAUACUAGAUCUCCAGUAUGAGGCUGGUGCCUCAUAAGAUGGGUAUCUAGUGCAUAUAUUACAUGUUAAAGACUUACCCAAGUGCCAUCUCCACAGAUUUCUUUAUUUCGUAAAGAUCACGGGCAGGCCCAAAGUUACACUGUUUUUGGAUUUUCAGUGUGUUUUGCCCUUGUUUUGUCGUUUGGGGUCUCUGGUUUUGACUUGAUUUGACUGUAAAUAAUCGUGGGAUUAAAGAGUUGAUUUUAUGUUUUGUUCAAAAUGUACUUUGAUUAGCUUCCCGAGUGGUAUAUUAGAAGAGGGAGAAUGAUUAUGAGAUGAUUGAUCUUGUCGGCUUCAUCAAUAUAUAUCAUCAUGCCA